Messenger RNA from Guyanagaster necrorhizus, 803 nucleotides. RefSeq lists its product as uncharacterized. The record is from RefSeq and is a predicted model, not a curated record. The transcript is spliced from 5 exons. NCBI's taxonomy places the organism in Eukaryota, Fungi, Basidiomycota, Agaricomycetes, Agaricales, Physalacriaceae. The coding region runs from base 159 to 803 and encodes 214 amino acids.
CCCAGGCCCUCACACCUCUCUCUCAAACCACCACUAUCGAUGAAUCUCACCAUUCUACGCCCCCUCUUCUACAUCCACACCCACUCAACCAGAGCCUCUCUUUUCAUCUGUAAGCCUUUCUUCUUGCAUUACCUCCAUGAAGGAGUAUUCACUGCAAGAUGAAGAACGAUGCAUGUCCAAUGAGGAGACGUGGCAGCGAUGACAACGCAGCAGGGUAUGGAGUCACCAGAACCAUAUUCGCUACCAACAACAGCAUUCUAUACCCCAUCAAGGAAAGCGAUAUCCUGACAGUGGUGCAUCCACUGUUGCGUUUGAGCCGAGGGAAGAUGAUGCUGAAGCUCGACUUUGCUCACAGCCUGACGAGUGUAGGCAUUCUUAGUUAUGAGCCUGCCUCUUCUGUCCUGGCCAUCAUCCACCAAAAGCUUCCAUGGCCCAUAGUCAUACAGACAUCGGGCGAUCGAGAAUGGGUCACAGUCACCGAUGUUGUCGAGACACUAUGGUAUGCUCUGCACAUAGGCGACAUCCUGCAGAUGUCAACAUCAUCACUGUUCCUCGAAAGUCAAGAUGAUGCACCUUUUGACAGUUGUCGAAGUUGUGUCUAUGCUACUGUCGGAAUAUAUUUUUUGGAGCAAGAGCUGGAGACUCAUAUACAAAGACAAUGGACUCUUCUAGAAGAGCUUACAUCUCUUUGGCCUAGUCUGAGUGCCAGUGCGAAAAGGGCGACCACCAUCGAUGUUGAGAUAUCGGUUACGAUGACCCUUAACCCUAGGGAAAAAGUAGGGUUAGGGCUAUAUGCCCAGUGA